Messenger RNA from Microthlaspi erraticum, 2658 nucleotides. Lineage: Eukaryota; Viridiplantae; Streptophyta; Magnoliopsida; Brassicales; Brassicaceae. The record is from the annotation of a GenBank genome assembly.
AUGAGAAGAGUGACAUAUUCUUUGAGGAAUAUCGUCGAACACUUUCCCUGCAAUUCAUUCCUCAAGCCAAUCUCAUCCCUUUCAAUCCACCCAAAUCGCCAAUCUCAAUCACGAGAAGCUUCACCGACACAGGAACCAUAUUCACUUGUCAAGCAAGAUCCUGUCGAUAUCUGCCUCUCCCUCUGGGUCAAAUCAUUCUCUUCUCCUCCUCGUGCUACUUUCUCGAACCUCACAGGUUUCCUCUCCAAAUUCGACUUAUGGAUCCUAGCUUAUCAACGCACCUGCGCUCACGUCUCCGGAACUUUCCCGCCGCGAAAUGCAAUCCACGCCAACGCCCUACGCUCGCUUCUCUCCCUCCAACAAGCCGUCACGCGUCCCGGCGGCAAAUUCCGGUGGAACGACAAGAUGAAUCAGCUCGUGAGGAGCCCCAGCGAUAAAUUCUCGGCGAAUGGAGGAGAAGCUAUGUCGAAAGGGAAGCUAAGAAAGAUUAUGGAGUCAGAAGAGCCGAUUUUUCAGGAUCGGGUGGUCCAUGAGGUUCUAUUGAUGAUUGUGGAACCUUUCUUCGAGGCUCGGUUCUCGAGUAAGAGCCAUGGGUUUCGACCAGGUAGGAAUCCGCAUACUGUGAUUAGAACUAUCAGAAGCAACUUCGCCGGAUACUUGUGGUUCAUGAAAGGCGAUGUUAGUGAAAUGCUGGAUCAUGUUGAUGUCCAUGUGGUGAUGAACUGCCUUGAGAGAGUUGUCAAGGAUAGGAAAGUUCUCGGCUUGAUCGAAUCCUCUCUGAGAGUGUCUGCUGAUGAUAAGAGCGUGCUAAAGCGUGCCGUCGUCGAGAAAAAUGGAGAUGGAUUGGGUGUUAAAAGGAGGAUCCAACGUGAGAAGAGGAUGAGGACGAAGAAGAAGAUUUUGAGUGACGAUGAGCCAAAACCGGAUCCUUAUUGGCUGAGGACGUUCUACAGUUUUGCUCCUAAGGAAGCUGCGAAGGUGCCUUGUUAUGGCCACUGUGGAAUAUUGAGUCCUUUGCUUGCUAAUGUAUGUCUUGAUGAGUUGGAUCGCUUUAUGGAAGCGAAGAUAGUUGACUACUUUAGACCUUGUAGAGAUGAUUCAAUAUGGAAGGAGUCUAUUGAAGACGGUUGUCAUAACCCAGCCUGGCCAGAGUUUGUUCCAUCAAGUGGGAAGGAGAAAACUAGGAAAAUGGAUUACGUUAGGUACGGUGGCCAUUUUCUGAUUGGGAUCAGAGGUCCCAGAGAGGAUGCAGUGAAGAUGCGGAAGGAGAUAACUGAGUUUUGCGAUAGAGUUUUCGGUUUGAGGCUGGAUAAUUCAAAAUUGGAGAUUGAACAUAUAAGUAGAGGUGUUGAGUUUCUUGACCACAUAAUUUGCAGGAGAGUUAUUUACCCUACGCUGCGUUACACUGGAAGCGGAGGCAGCAUUGUGAGCAAAAAGGGCGUGGGAACGUUGCUCUCUGUGUCUGCAAGUUUAGAACAAUGUAUCCGUCGAUUCAGGCGGCUUGCUUUUGUGAAAGGUGACAAAGAUCCAGAGCCUUUACCUUGCAACCCAAUGCUUUAUUCAAGCCAGGCUCAUAGUAACUCUCAGAUGAAUAAGUUUCUUGAAACAAUGGCUGAUUGGUACAAGUACGCCGACAAUCGAAAGAAGGCUGUUGGGUUCUGUGCUUAUGUCGUGAGAAGCUCUUUGGCUAAGCUAUAUGCCGCAAGAUAUAGGCUUAAGUCUCGUGCCAAAGUGUACGGCAUAGCCUCACGGGAUCUAAGUCAUCCGUUAAGCGAGAGUAGCAAUAACUCUGCACCUGAAUACUCUGAUCUUCUGAGAAUGGGACUUGUCGAUGCUAUACAGGGAGUUCAGUUUUCUCGCAUGUCUUUGAUUCCGUCCUGUGACUAUACUCCGUUUCCCAGGAAUUGGAUCCCAAAUCAUGAGCAAGUUUUGCAUGAGUACGUCAGGCUACAGGACCCUAAAUUCUUCUGUGAGUUGCAUAGGUCAAUAAAACGCCAGGGUCUGUCCGUGCCUCAGGAUGAGAUCUCAGAGGCUGUGUGGGAUUUCAAGACUGUUGGUGCUUGGAGAUCAAAGUAUGGAAGCUUUUAUUCUGUUGAGACAUUUCUACUUCUUCUAGCUCUCAAGGUUAGAUAUCCAGACCGUAUCACUCUCAUUAGAGGGAACCACGAGAGCCGCCAAAUCACACAGGUAUAUGGAUUUUAUGACGAGUGCCUGCGUAAAUAUGGCUCUGUAAAUGUCUGGAGACACUGCACAGAUAUCUUUGACUACUUGAGUCUUUCAGCUCUUGUCGAGAACAAGAUAUUUUGUGUUCAUGGAGGUCUCUCUCCAGCUAUUAUGACUCUAGACCAGAUCAGGACGAUUGAUAGAAAGCAAGAAGUACCACAUGACGGUGCCAUGUGUGAUCUUCUAUGGUCUGAUCCAGAAGAUAUUGUAGAUGGAUGGGGAUUGAGUCCUCGCGGUGCCGGAUUCCUUUUCGGUGGCAGUGUUUCAAUAGUCACAGUUUGGUCUGCUCCAAAUUACUGCUAUAGAUGUGGUAAUGUAGCCGCAAUUCUAGAGCUCGAUGAGAAUCUAAACAAGGAGUUUCGAGUCUUUGAUGCUGCCAAACAAGAAUCUAGAGCAGCUCCGACCAAGAAACCUGCACCUGAUUAUUUCUUGUGA